CUCCAUCCUUUUCCCCGCUCAAUCCCCUCCCUAAGCACACAACUGCCGCCUCUAUAUAGACCAGUAUACUGCGCUGUCAAAACAGUCACGAAACAAGAUGGCGACUGGCAGCAAGGCUUGCUCUGCUGCGCGGCCAAAUGGUGACGAUCACCCUGACGGCCCUGGAUCACCACCACCUCCCGAUGGAGGCUACGGCUGGGUCUGCGUGCUCGCGCAGUUCCUCGUAAACGGCUUCACAUGGGGUGUCGCGGCGGGCUACAGCGUCUACCUCGCCCACUACCUGUCAAACAAUCUCUUCGCCGAGGGCAGACCCCUGGAUUAUGCCCUCAUCGGGGGCUUCAACUUUGCCUUUGCUGUGCUCGUCUCGCCUUUCGCAACUGUUGCCUCUCGGCACCCUUGGGGCGUCCGAGGCCCCAUGCUUGGCGGUGUGGUUCUCCUCUCUGGCGGUCUCAUCGCAGCCAGUUUCGCCUCACGCGUGUGGCAUCUCUACCUGACCCAAGGUUUGUGCGUCGGUGCUGGUAUUGGCCUCAUAAACGUUCCCGCCACCACCGUCGUGCCCCAGUGGUUCGAGAAGAGGCGCAGCCUCGCCAACGGCAUCUGCUCAGCCGGGUCUGGCAUCGGUGGUCUGAUAGUGUGUUUCUCGACUGCCGCCAUGCUCGACACACUCGGCUUCCGCUGGUCCCUGAGGAUCACAGCCGCUGUCGUCUUCCUUGUCAAUCUGACAGCGACGCUCCUGAUUCGAUCGCGCAACGCAGAAAUCCAGCCUGAUCUGCGUAUCUUCAACGCCCACCUGCUCCGCUCGUAUCAAGUCAACCUACUCCUGUCUUGGAGUGUCGUCCUCAUGUUCGGGUACAUCACCUUGAUGUUCUCCUUGGCCGACUACGCGCGCGCCAUAGGCAGCUCUUCCCAGGAUGCGGCCAAUAUUGCCACGUUCUUGAACCUGGGCACGGCGCUCGGGCGUCCCCUCAUCGGCUACGCGAGCGAUCGCUUCGGCAGGGUGCAUGUUGCUGGUAUCCUCACCCUGACCUGUGGCCUGCUCAUCUUCGUCCUCUGGCUUCCGAGCACGACAUAUGCCGCGCUGGUCGUGUUUGCCAUCGUCAGCGGCGCUAUCUUGGGUGUCUUCUGGGCGGUCAUUGGUCCACUGGCAGCAGAUGUCGUCGGCUUAAAGCAACUACCCGCCCUGCUCAACCUUGUCUGGAUCUCAGUGGCACUGCCUAGUCUAUUUGCCGAGGUUAUAGCGCUUGAGAUCAGGCAGUCAAGUCUCGGCUCGAGGUCCUACAUCUACGCCCAGGUGUUCGCCGGCGUUUCUUAUGUUGUCGUAAGUGUAUUCUUGUGGGAGCUGUGUAGGGUCCGUAGAGCACAAGCAGGCGCCACCUGGGCCAGAGCACGUAUCGCAGAGGACAGGGGAUCGAAGAAGUGCAAAGACUUCAAUAAUAAGCUUAGGCUCAUUUUUCAAAUGACUUGCCAUUAACGAAUACCCGUCUGAUGCUCCUUGAGACUCAUGAAUAUAUUAUGACAUCAAAUAUCUCCUCGAAUGAGGGCAGCGUCAAAAUUCGAAUGCUGCAGUGUGACUAUGCUCUCAACCCACGUAUGGGCAAUCAGUGACGAUCUGACAAAACAUAUGCAC
Molecule: messenger RNA, 1627 nt
Organism: Emericellopsis atlantica
Lineage: Eukaryota; Fungi; Ascomycota; Sordariomycetes; Hypocreales; Bionectriaceae
Product: major facilitator superfamily protein
Exons: 4
Coding region: 98-1471 (457 amino acids)
Biological process (GO): transmembrane transport
Molecular function (GO): transmembrane transporter activity
Source: RefSeq, a predicted model, not a curated record